Messenger RNA from Fusarium graminearum PH-1, 354 nucleotides. RefSeq lists its product as uncharacterized. The coding region runs from base 1 to 354 and encodes 117 amino acids. NCBI's taxonomy places the organism in Eukaryota, Fungi, Ascomycota, Sordariomycetes, Hypocreales, Nectriaceae. The transcript has a single exon. The record is from RefSeq and is a predicted model, not a curated record.
AUGACAGUAACUGCUAUCAAUAGUAGCGAUGGGUGGACAGAACCUGCCGAUUUGGGAAACUGCCCAUGCUUUGUAUUGUUAGGCCGUAUUGAUUCUAGAUACUACCAACUUUGCUACAAAGUUGUCUUGUUCGGUUGUGGCUUUGGAUUUCCUUCUUCCUUGCUGAACCACGUUUAUUUCCAGGCUCCCUUGUCCAAUUUUUUACAAGUGCUUAUCCAGUGGGUUAUUGGCAAUUUAGCUUUAACCUGGGCACUCAUGAAGCGUAAGGGCAUGGGUCAAUUUCUUGACCCGAGAAUUAUCUUAGUUGUGAUCCAUGACCGGUCAGGUCACAGAGUGUGCCGCAUUCCCAGGUAA